This is a messenger RNA of Linum tenue, 142 nucleotides long. The record is from the annotation of a GenBank genome assembly. Lineage: Eukaryota; Viridiplantae; Streptophyta; Magnoliopsida; Malpighiales; Linaceae.
ACUGCGCCAAGGUUCAGCGGCGACGACGACCAUUUCCCCACGAGUCCCUGCCUUCUGUUCCACUUCGAUUCCCACAGCGCCUCUGGAGUGAAAAUUGCAGGGUAUAGCAACUAGCCAACUACAAUCAUAAGGCCAAACAGAA